ACUUUCACAACCAUCUUCUCUCUCGUUCAUUCCAAGUGUUCAAUCUCUCUGUCUCUCUGUCUCGUGUGAUCAAUUAGAAGCAGUCAGUAAUCAAGAUGAGUGGAGGGCCGAGCAAAAGGAGGAGAAGAACCGACCAUUCCGUCGUGAAAAUCUGGGAAAGGGAGUUGGGUCAGCUGCCCAACCGCAGUUUCUCCAACCGUUUCUCAGCCUCUGAGCAUCUAUUGAACCGUCUUGGUCUCCACAAGAAGCUAGAAAAGCAUACGGGCUGUGUCAACACGGUAAGCUUCAAUGCUGGUGGAGAUAUCCUUGUUUCCGGCUCUGAUGAUAGACAAGUUAUACUCUGGGAUUGGGACACUGCUACUGUCAAGCUGUCUUUCGAUUCUGGACACUGCAACAAUGUUUUCCAAGAAUUCAUGCCUUUCUCUGACGAUCGCAGCAUUGUCACGUCUGCUGCUGAUGGACAGGUUAGGUAUUCGAAAAUUCUAGAGUCGGGAAAAGUAGAGACUUGUCUGUUGGGUAUACAUCAAGGACAGGUCCACAAAUUGGCUAUUGAGCCUGGUAGUCCUUUCUCAUUCUACACUUGUGGUGAGGAUGGUGCUGUAAAGCAUUUUGAUCUUAGGACUCGGGUGGCUACAAAUCUUUUCACUUGUAAAGAAGCAAAGUUCAAUUUAAUUGUCUACUUGAAUGCAAUUGCAGUUGAUCCGAGGAACCCUGGUCUUCUUGCCGUGGGUGGAAUGGAUGAGUAUGCUCGUGUCUAUGACAUUCGCAGAUACCGUUCCGAGAGUUGGUGUAAUUAUACCGAACCCGUUGACCACUUUUCUCCUGCCCAUUUGAUUGGAAACCAUCAUGUGGGAAUAACAGGCCUGGCUUACUCAGAUCAAAGUGAGCUCCUUGUUUCGUAUAUGGACGAGUUCAUCUAUCUUUUCAGCCCUGAUAUGGGGAUGGGCCCGAAUCCCCCCUCUUCAUCUGAGACUGACAGUGAGACUGAGGUGACGAGGACGACUGAGAGUGAGACUGAGGUGAGGAGGACGACGCAGCCGCAGGUUUAUAAAGAGCACAGUAACCGGGAAACAGUCAAGGGUGUGGGCUUUUUUGGACCAAAGUGUGAGUACGUGGUUAGUGGUUCUGACUGCGGCAGAAUAUUUGUUUGGAGGAAGAAAGACGGAGAGCUUCUACGUGCCAUGGAAGCAGAUAAACAUGUUGUCAACUGUGUGGAGUCUCAUCCUCACAUGCCACUCAUUUCUAGUAGUGGGAUCGAGACUGACAUCAAAAUUUGGACUCCUGGAGGAACUGAGGAACUCGGUUCGCCUCGAACUGCAGAACAGGCUUCGGUUUCUGGUAACUCUCGUUGGUUCAUGUUUUAUGAUGAAGAGGGAGAUAAUCAUGGACCCGUGUAUUAUGUGGAUGAUGAUGAUGACGAGGAGGAAGAUGAAAAUGAUUCUGAUGAUGACAGUUCAGAGGAUGAUGAAAGUGCGGAAGAGGAGGGGGAUAGUGAUGUCGACAUUAGGAAGGAUAAUGAUGAGAAUGAUGGUGGUAAGAAUGAUGAUGAUGAUGAUGAUGUGGAGGACCGGGGAUGAUUACUUGUCUGGACUACAUACAUGUAAACACAGGAUUAACACAGCAAAUCACCAGAGAAAAAGAGGGUUUAUAAUAUAGUUUAGGACUUUAGGUAGAGAUUGGUGGAUGUUUCUCCACAAUUGUCUUGUAAUAGGCUUUGACAGGAAAAGAAGUGAAUGAAAACAUUGGUUUUUA
This is a messenger RNA of Raphanus sativus (radish), 1752 nucleotides long. RefSeq lists its product as uncharacterized. Gene Ontology annotation, cellular component: cytoplasm; Cul4-RING E3 ubiquitin ligase complex. Gene Ontology annotation, molecular function: protein binding. The record is from RefSeq and is a predicted model, not a curated record. Lineage: Eukaryota; Viridiplantae; Streptophyta; Magnoliopsida; Brassicales; Brassicaceae.